CAUCAAUUGGGCAGAGCGCUCAAAAAAUAAAAAUGAAACACAUUUCCUUUUUAACUCAAAUAACGGUGCUUUCAGCCAUCAUUGGAUGUAUCUCAUGCGGUAAAGAUGAUAAUAAGGUUACAGUUAUAAAUGAGAACAACUGGUCAGACAUUUUGAAAGACGAAUGGUUCGUAGAAUUUUAUGCGCCAUGGUGCCCGGCAUGCAGGCAGCUAGAGGAGACAUGGGACAAGGUGGCUGGGUGGCAGAAAGACUUCAGUGUGACUAUUGCUAAGUCUGAUAUAACAGAGAAUCCUAGUCUAAGUGGAAGAUUCCUUAUCACAGCAUUACCUACUAUAUACCAUGUAAAAGAUGGUGUGUUCAGGCAGUAUAAAGGCGAGCGUUCAGAACAUGCGCUUAUCACAUUCCUCGAUGAGAAAAAGUAUGAAAUGUUGGAGCCAAUAGCUUGGUACUGGAGCCCAUCCUCACCACAAAUGGCUGUUGUUGGAAUGCUAUUCAAAGCUGCAAUGAUCAUCAGGAAUAUACAUACAACAAUGACGGAGACAUAUGGUGUCCCAGAGUGGGGGAGUUACGUCCUGUUUGGCAUUGCAACUAUAUGUGCAGGACUAGUGCUUGGCCUGCUUUUAGUGUGCCUAUGUGACUGUAUGUGUCCCCCUAGACCCAGCUAUAGACCUCCUCAGGAAUACUUUGCUAACCCCGACAAACGACAUAAAGAUACAUCCUCAGAGGAAAGUGAAGAAGGAACAGAUGAUGAUCUACUAGAUGAUACUGCAGAGUCAACCACACGAAAGAGGCAACCAUCCAAGAUGGACUCACUCUAAAAAAGUGCUCACCUUAUAAAUAUUUUCUUUUUUAAAUUGUGCCCAUAUUGUAUGCAAAGAAAUUUCAAUGCCAAAGCCAUGGUCUAAAUAUAUGUGAGACAUGUAAAGACAAAGGGGUAUAUAAUUUCAUUGGUUGACUUCAUUCGCACAUUUUAUUUGUAAGAAUUGUCAAAUGAAGUUUUUAUGCUCCUGAAAAUUUUGAUUUGUGCAUCUCUUUAUCUCAUGACAUUUGUGUUCCCUUUAGUCUUGAAAAUUCAGCUAUAAAGGGCAAUAAGAUAGAGGCCUAUAUACAAUUGUUAAAUAGGGCUGUUAUGACAGCCAUCGUGGAACCUAAAAUUAGAAAUAGCAGUCACCAAUAAGUCGCUUUAUAUUAUUUUUAUAACUAUGUAAAAACCCAAACUUGUAGUCAAUAGGCUGUUUAAUGCAUUCACCAAUUUGUUUAAUGCAUUCGCCAAUUUGUUUAAUGCAUUUUUGAAUUUGUUUAAUGCAUUUACUUCUCUUUUAUUUUGGAUUUUGUUUACUUUAAAUUGAAUCCUGUGAUUACUUUUACAAUUAAUAAAUAAUGGUUUUGUAUUUGUAGAAAUAUACUAAAACCAUUGACUUUUAUUACAUGGUUUUCUUUAGAAAAACCCCAAUUAAAACUAUAAACUGACAUUUGUACAUAUUAUGGGGAUUACACAGGAAUACAUGUAUAAGUCAUAUGCAACGAAGCCUGAGUUGAUUUCAGAGCAAAAAUGAGUUUGAAAUAGAAGGGCAUUCCAUUUUGUGAAUAAUUUUCAUUGCACAUUACGUAGAAUUUAAAAUGGAUGGUUAUGAUAAAAGAGUCAUAUAUUAACUAUUGGAGUUUUAAUUCAGCAUCUUAUCAUAUACUUUGCAAACUGUGCUCAGAAUUAUAUGUUUGAAUCAGUAUAUAAAGUAGGCCUAUUCACAUAUUUUCAAUUGUUUCUUGGUGAUAUGUUUUCAUGUGCUUUGAAAUGUACAUUAUGGAAAAUACUUUUUAUUCUAUGAAAUAUUGGCUGUGUAAGUUGUAUUGUAUAAAAAUAAUAUUUAAAUACACUGGGGGUUUACUGUUAUACUGUACAGCAUAUUGUCAAUCUUUGUAGCUCAUAAUAUUGUACAAUAGUGUAAAAUAGAUUAUUUGUAUACAUGUAUGCAUAUUGUGUCAUUUUAUAAAGAUAAAUAUGUUGAAAAGUAA
Owenia fusiformis is the source of this 2013-nucleotide messenger RNA. NCBI's taxonomy places the organism in Eukaryota, Metazoa, Annelida, Polychaeta, Sabellida, Oweniidae. The record is from the annotation of a GenBank genome assembly.